CACAGAUGGCUGUGUUUUAUAAGGUCAGACAGUGGUGUUUGCAGAAGGUGAUGGGUAAAAACCCAGAACCUCUGCAUGUGUUUGUGACAGGUGGUGCAGGGACGGGGAAAAGUCAUUUAAUUAGGGCUAUUCAGUAUGAGGCAGGGAGGUUGUUGUCCACACUUUGUGAUCAACCAGACGAUAUUUGUGUUUUGUUAACCGCACCUACAGGCAUAGCUGCAUACAAUUUAAAUGCAGCAACAAUUCAUCACACAUUCAGUAUUGGCACACAUGCCAGUUUGCCUUACAUCCCUUUGGGUGAGGACAAACUAAACUCUUUGAGAGCCAAAUUUAGUCACCUCCAAAUUGUAAUCAUAGAUGAAAUCAGUAUGGUUGAUCACAAUCUGUUGGCAUAUGUUCAUGGUAGGUUAAGGCAGGUGAAGCAGACGGGCGACUUUUCCCCAUUUGGUAAUGUCAGUGUGAUAGCUGUUGGAGACUUCUAUCAGUUGCCUCCCGUUAAAGGGAAGCCUCUGUAUAGCUGUCCGCUUGGUGUGGACCUGUGGUGUGGUUUUAGUAUAGUGGAGUUGACAACCAUAGUUAGGCAGAAGGAUAGUGUGUUUGCAGCGUUGCUGAACAGGUUGAGAGUGCGUUCAAAGGCCACCCCCAUGUUAGCUAGUGAUGUUGAAAUAUUAAAGGCUUGCGAGACAGGGGAAGAGAGCUCUGCUUUGCAUAUUUUUCCAACCAAUAUGCAAGUAAGUGAGCAUAAUUUUAUGCAGUUGAUUACCAUGUGUCCAGAUUAUGUUGAGAUAGAAGCCAAAGAUUUCAAACAUAACAGGAAAACAGGCCAAUUGGAAUGUACAGCAGGGCAUCAUAGUAAUGCGGACACAUGUUUACCGGAUAGGUUGUGUUUGGCAAGGAACGCACGUGUUAUGUUAUGUAAGAACGUAGAUGUUGAGGACGGUCUGGUCAAUGGCGCAUGUGGCACGGUAACUCAUAUCGAUUUUGGUGAUGAUGAGAAGUUUCCUAAAACAGUUUAUGUCAGAUUUGAUGAUGAGAAAAUUGGCUCACAGAGGAGGAAAACACGUGCACAUGCGGCAGUAGAAUGCAGGUAUUCUACUGCUAUUGAUCCCGAGGAGGACAGGGCAACUAAAGCAGGUGGUCUGCGAUUUCAGUUUCCUCUUAGGCUAGCGUGGGCGUGUACAGUGCAUAAAGUGCAGGGAUUAACGGUAGAUGAGGCUGUAGUGUCUUUGAAGAAGGUGUUUGCACCUGGGCAGGCGUAUGUAGCUUUGAGUCGUGUUAGGGCUUUGUCUGGACUGAUCAUCAGGGAUUUUAAAGAGAAGGCCAUUUACUGCAAGGAUGCCAUAAAGGAGGCCUUAGACAGCAUGCCCCCAUUUUUAAUUGAGCAGCCUAAACCUUCAUUAAGUGCACAAAGUUUCUCUGUGUAUUUAAUGAACGUUCAAAAUUUAAGUCGCCACCUGGCAGAUUUGGUGUCUUGCACACAGCAUUUACAGCCUAACUGUAUUGCUGUCACAGAAACGUGGCUCACUGCACAGUCCUCGUUAGACAGUGUCCAAAUUGAUGGAUAUGCUUUCCACAGUCGUCCGCGAGGUUUGUGUUACAGCAGCAGUAACCCCAAAUUGUUAGAGCUCCAGGAUCUAGAACAUGGUGGAGUUGGUUUGUACAGUGUAGGCAAUUUGGACUGUAGCAUCCUGCAGGCACCCGAUUUGAAUCUGGAGUGUUUGGUGUGCCUGUGUAGCAAAUUUAACAUUCUGAUGGCAGUAAUUUAUCGUCCACCAUGUUAUCCAAAGUCUUUAUUUAAACAAAAUCUGGGGAAAUUACUUGAUUGGUUGAAUCCAAUUAGUGACACAGUUGUAGUGAUGGGAGAUUUUAAUGAGAAUGUUUUGAAAAAAUCAUCAAUUUGUAAAUUCAUGGGGCAAAAAGGAUGUCAUCAGCAUGUAACACAGGAGACAACAGAAAAGGGGACAUUAAUUGAUCACGUUUAUGUUAAAACAGCACAGUAUGAUGUGGAAUGUGCAGUGAUGCCCACGUACUUCAGUGAUCAUGAAGGUAUUCUGUGUAGUUUUAGUGUGAGAGAUGAUCAGGGUGAGCUAGAGGACUUAGACAGGUUGUUUGAGGACUUUCAGGAUGUAGAGGUGGAUGCGUAGUGUUUAGAUGUGGAUUAGAUCAGGUUGGUUUGUGUAGCUUCAUGUGACUCAUACAAAGUCCCAGUGCAAAUGUAGGUAGUGGUGGUGUUAUUAUUGUUGUCAUUGUGUUUAUCUGUAGAGUUUUCAGAGGAAACUGACUUGUAGUUUGUUGUUGUGUUGAAAUUGUGUAGGUUUGCACGCACGUGAAGUUGUGUUAGUGUAGAGUCUGUCCCACUCCAUUGUGUGAAGAUUGUGUAUUGUAGGGAGAUUUGAGUGUAUUGUGUGGAAGUGUUUUUAGUAUGUUAUGAUUAUUGUGUAGAGAUUUUAGGUGAAACCAAUCAUGUAUUACAGGUGGAAUGAGUUCAGUGUUAGCUGUUGUGAAUAGUGUUAGUUAAUUAAUAUAAUCAUGGUUUUUACAGCUGUUAGUGAUUGUAGAUGUGUUGGUGUCUGUCUGCCACAUGUUGAUUGUUGGUCUCUGUUACGACUGUGAAUGUAUGUAUUUAUGCAUGUUAGAGUUUGUGGUUCUUUCAGUCCUGAUGUGUUCAUAUGCAACUGUUUCAGUCAUGAAAAUAUGAAAAGGUUAAUUUGACUCAAACAAAUACAUCUCUAGAAAAUAGACAGGCUUGAUGUUGCAUGUUUUCUGUAGCCCUCUAGUGUUCAAAAUUCUGAUCAGUAACUUAGAAAAGAUGCAACAGUUAAAUUAUGAUGUUACAUAUGAACACAAGAGGAAAUUACUG
Messenger RNA from Epinephelus moara (kelp grouper), 2860 nucleotides. RefSeq names its product ATP-dependent DNA helicase PIF1. The transcript is spliced from 2 exons. The record is from RefSeq and is a predicted model, not a curated record. Lineage: Eukaryota; Metazoa; Chordata; Actinopteri; Perciformes; Serranidae. Gene Ontology annotation, molecular function: ATP hydrolysis activity; DNA helicase activity. The coding region runs from base 6 to 2144 and encodes 712 amino acids. Gene Ontology annotation, biological process: telomere maintenance; DNA repair.